UUCGUCUGUUCCGACCGGAGACAUACGUGUGUUGCUAAAUCUAAAUAUCCUUUAUUCAUACUCAUUGUAUUUUGAACCUUGUUUCGUGUGCGACAGAGUAAAUAACUGUGUUGUGUAAAGAGAAUAAUUUACGGCUAACUUGUUUACCCCAACUCAGUGUAAUAACUAGUGCAAUUAUCGGUUGCGCUUUGACUGUGGCAUCGCAUUAGGCCGUCCCGUUUCCACUUGAGCAGUUGCGCCGGCGGAUAAGGACAAAAUGCAGCGGUCGCCUACGAAGACUUAUUCAAAUCCCGACCUAACGAGCUCAGAUAUGGUCACGAUGAGGAAGCGUAAACAACCUGAUUGUGCGUGUGAUAUUACUUCAUUUUCGAUGGAAUUUAAAAAAGCUAUGUCGGAUCUCCGUGCGGAUUUCGUAAAUUCACUAACGCAAAUUAAUGAGAACAUCAAUAAUGUUAUAAAAAAGGACUUGGAAAAUUUGUCGCUAGUCACAUCUGAAAUUAAAACGGAAAUAGAUACUUUGCGUGUUGAAAAUAGCACCUUAAAACAACACGUAGCAAACUUGGACACUAAAUGUAAUAGAAUGACACAGGACUUAACCAAUUUACGGGAGAGUGUUCAAUUCCAAGCUCAGCAGAGUGAAUCUAUUGAGAGUAAGGUCCACAAUAUGGAGGCUACCUUGAAGAAAUCACCGGUUGACACGGACUACUAUCGGUCAUUAGAAAAUAAAAUAGAUUCCCUCGAACAGCAAGCAAGAAAUAACAAUAUUGAGAUCUCAAAUCUCCCAGAAAGGCGUAACGAAAAUCUGCUUACCUUGAUAGAAUCUAUAGGAUCCCACAUUAAGCACCCUAUUUCUAAGAUUGAUAUACUAUCUAUACAUCGUGUGCCUCACGCACAAGUAAGUAGCCGCCCAAAAAACAUAAUUGUUAAGUUUUCCUCUCGCAUGCUUCGUGACAAUGUGCUAAGUGCGUACCGCUUGUCAAAAGGUCUCAAAUCUGAACAGCUUGGACUGUCUGGCACAUGUCUCAAUAUUUACAUGAAUGAACAUCUAACGCUAAAUAACAAAAUAUUAUUUCGCCAAUGUCGCGAGGCAGCAAAGAAACAUAAUUUUAAGUUUGUAUGGAUUAGGCAUGCUACUGUGCUUGCGCGCAAGUCUGAGUCAUCACAUGUCGUUGCCAUUCGCUCAGCGAAUGAUAUUAUCAAAAUUACUUCUAACCAGAAAUCUAACGAACAAUGAAAGAAAUAUUUUUUUUAUUAUUUUUCGUCAAUCCAUUUUACGUAGGUACUGCAAAUAUGAUAACACGUUCCUGGCUAAAAAUGUAACCUAUUUUCUUAUAUUUACAAGUGGCUCAUAUGUACUUAUUUUUGUAAAAACUAAAUUGUGUUACAGAAAAGUAACUUUAUAUCACCAUCUGAUUAGAAACAUGAAUAUCUAUCUCCAAAUUGUGACAAGAACUGCAUAUUGCUCAUCAACGAACCAUGUACUAUUAACAUUGCUAAUUAUUUGCAUAAUAAAUAUUUAUAAGUGGCAUAGUAAUAAAAUAAAUAACUACUCUGUACUCGGGAACGCCUAUAGUGUGAGAACAAUAAUAUUAUUUUUGCCAAUACCUAUUUAUUAUUUUCCAUUUGAUAAUGUAUAGCAAACUAUCUAUAUAUUAUCAAAACUGUGGUGGAUUUAAGACAAAAUUACACACAUUGCACAUGAGUAUUUUGGCAUACUCCUAUGACGUGAUCAUCUUAGUUGAAACCUGGCUGCAGUCUGGUGUAACGGACGACGAGUUUAUCGAUGAUAGGUACUUAGUGUUUCGAUGCGACCGCGACUUAGUGGCCGCGGGCAAGCGGGACGGCGGUGGGGUGCUGAUCGCCGUACGCCGCGAACUGCGGCCGACACUCGUUACACUCACAUCGCCUCCCCGCGCCACCGCGGUCCUUGAGCACCUUGUGGUCGCUCUGCCGUCUGCCACACAACCUAAUCGACAUUUAUUUAGUGCAACGUACAUACCUCCUAACUCGUGCUACAACUUGUACUGCGAUCAUUUCGAGACUCUGCAAACUUUAUGUAAUGAUUCUCUUACCGACAAAGUAUAUUUAUUUGGUGACUACAACUUACCGAAGUUAUAUUGGUUGUCAGAUAACUCUAAUAAAAUUAUACCAAAGCUAGAUAGCUCAUGUGUAAACAGCGUUGAACUUUUAAAUUUUAUGUCACUUACGAAUACGCAACAAUACAACUCAUUAAAAAAUGAAAUAGGUCGUACGCUUGAUUUAAUGAUAUCCAAUGAUGAUUGUUUAUUAGCACAGUGCGAUGCUUUGCUGAGCCCUGUGCCUCACCACCCGGUAUUUUGUGUAUCUAUAACACUGGAACAAAAUAUUUCCUACAUGUCACGGAAAACACUUUCCAAAUACUGUUUUAAAAAAGCUGACUAUGACUGUAUUAAUAGUGAUUUGAAUCAAAUUGAUUGGUAUAAUCUUUUAGGUGACUUAAAACCGGACCAAGCUGUAAAUGCUUUUUACGAGACAUUAUACAAAAUUAUUAGAAAAUAUACGCCGAAGAUCAGAGAUAAAUCCGUACGACAUCCACCUUGGUUCACACCUUCACUUAUAAAAUUAUUUAAAAAUAAAGAAAAGGCUUGGUUUAAGUGGAAGUCGUACGGAAAUACUAGUGAUUAUGAAUUAUUCUCCCUAUACCGUAAUAGAUUUAAAUCGGAGAGCAAAAAAUGUUUCGCUCAAUACAUUUCCUAUGUAGAAAAUAAUAUAAAAGAUAACCCGAACUACUUCUGGAGAUAUAUAAAAAAUCGUAAUAAAAAAACAUCAUCUAUUCCAUCUACUAUGUCUUACAAAACCACUUGCUCUGAUGAUCCCGCUCAAAUUUGUGAUAUAUUUGCCGAUUUUUUCCAUUCAGUUUACGAACCUUCAUCGUUUAAUGACAGUGAAUGGCAGCCUCCUAAAGAAUAUAAUGUUAACUGCAACUGUAUAUCUGAUAUAGAAAUAUCAAUUGAGAAAAUACGUGAAACCUUAUUAGCUCUCGACAUUUCGAAGGGUGCUGGUCCUGAUAGUCUACCGCCUAUAUUUUUUAAGUCUACAGCACGUAGUCUUUGUUUACCUCUCCAUAUAAUUUAUAACAAAUGUCUGAAAUCUGGAGUAUUUCCCGAUGUUUGGAAGAGGGCUUUCAUCGUACCUAUUUACAAGAGCGGUGAUAAACGUAACGUUGAGAAUUACCGUCCAAUUUCAAUACUCUCCACUUUGGCGAAGGUCUUUGAAAGUCUUGUACAUGAAGUAAUAUACCCAUUGAUACAUAACGUCAUCAUACCAGAACAGCACGGUUUUGUGAAACGGCGGUCUACUACUAUUAACUUGUUGAUUCUAACCGAUUUCUUAUUUAAAAAUAUGGAUCGUCGUACACAAGUUGAUGGAGUCUACACAGACUUUCAGAAGGCCUUCGACAAAGUGGAUCAUAAAUUGUUGAUGUCUAAAAUAGCAUACAACGGGAUUCGCGGUAACUUACUGCGCUGGUUCUCUUCUUAUAUCUCGAACAGAUUGCAGACAGUCGUGAUAAACGGCUAUGAGUCUAAGCCUAUUGUGGCAACCUCAGGAGUCCCACAAGGCUCCAUAUUAGGACCACUGCUUUUUAUUAUUUUUAUCAACGACAUUAACAGCUGCUUUAAAUAUUCAGAAAUAUUGCUAUAUGCCGAUGAUCUUAAGGUAUUCCGAGCAUGUUCAAGCACAAAAGACUGUGAGCUAUUACAGGAAGAUCUACAUAGGUUAUCUUUUUACUGUACACAGAACAAAUUACAUCUAAGUCUUCCUAAAUGUCACGCUAUUACUUUUACCAAAAAUAGAAAUGUCUUUAAUUUUAAAUAUGUCUUAAAUAAUACAACUUUGAAAAAAGUAAGUUCAGUUAAAGACCUAGGUGUAUUUCUUGAUUCAAAAUUGCAUUUCGACGUCCAUGUCACUACUGUAGCUAACAAAGCUUAUAAAAUGUAUGGUUUCGUCAUGAGAGCGGCUCGUAAUUUUAAACGAAUGUCUACUUAUUUGACUUUGUAUAGAUCACUAGUUCGAUCACAGCUUGAAUAUGCAACGCCUAUAUGGAAUCCUUUUUAUGAUAAAUAUAUAGAAAGUUUAGAAAAGAUUCAGUGUAAAUUUCUUCGUUCUGCGCACUAUAGAUGUACCCGUUCUCACUUAUCUUAUGAUGCACUGUUGCAACAUUACAAUUUACUGAGCCUAGACUCCAGGCGAUUAUAUCUCAGUUCGAUGAUCUUGUACAGAAUAUGUAACAAUAAAUUUGACUCUUCAAGUCUUUGUAACCAAAUUAGAUAUACGGUGCCACGAUCCGCCAAUGUGAGAGCCGCGCGUGCGCCUCGCUUGUUCCACUUAGAUCCUUGUAGAACAAAAGCAGGGGUACGUGCGCCUCUAAGACGGCUUGUUUAUAUAUAUAAUAAUCAUUGCAGCAAUUUAGACAUAUUUUUCCUUUCACAGUACAGAUUCAAAAAAGGAUUAAUGGAAUCAUUAACUUAAUUUUUUUUUCUCAAUACGUUAUUUUGUAAGUACUUGCUUGUAUAUGUUACGCAACACAAACACUUCUGCAUUUUUUUAAAAUUUUUAGUUACAGUUCUUUAAUAUUGACUGUUCAACAACACACGUAGGUAAUUCUAUUUAGUAAUCUGUGGAUAGCGUUGUUGGUUGCACUUUUAGAAAUAACAUUAUGUUGUCAACCUAGAUUAAGUUUUAUGAGUGUAAUCGUUUGCUAACCCAAAUAAAUAAAAUAAAAUAA
This is a messenger RNA of Plodia interpunctella (Indianmeal moth), 4765 nucleotides long. RefSeq lists its product as uncharacterized. The record is from RefSeq and is a predicted model, not a curated record. Gene Ontology annotation, molecular function: single-stranded RNA binding. Lineage: Eukaryota; Metazoa; Arthropoda; Insecta; Lepidoptera; Pyralidae. Gene Ontology annotation, biological process: retrotransposition. The transcript has a single exon. Bases 257 to 1234 code for a protein of 325 amino acids. Gene Ontology annotation, cellular component: ribonucleoprotein complex.